AUGCUGAAGGUUCACCUGGAGAAGAAAAAAAUUCUAAAAUUACAGGCAGAGAAAGAUGCUGAUAGGCUAAUAGUAACCGCAACCAUUUCCAUAUCCUCUUCCAAAGAAAUAGUGAAGACCGUCUGCGAGGAUAUAGAUUUGUCGGUCUUACUUUGUCGUUUGUCACGAGGUGGGGGAGACCGUAUCCUUUCAACAAAAAGACCAAAUAACAAUAUUAUAUUUGUAAAAUGUGGGAGAGGAAAAAACCCAGAUGUCACCUACUCGACAAAUUCCUUUACGCAAUUAUCACAACCCGGAAUAGCACUGUUCCUUUACGCAUUUAGCGAUUGUGAUACAACAUCAGCGCCAUUUGGUUAA
This is a messenger RNA of Psylliodes chrysocephalus, 357 nucleotides long. Lineage: Eukaryota; Metazoa; Arthropoda; Insecta; Coleoptera; Chrysomelidae. The record is from the annotation of a GenBank genome assembly.